Molecule: messenger RNA, 1954 nt
Organism: Magallana angulata
Lineage: Eukaryota; Metazoa; Mollusca; Bivalvia; Ostreida; Ostreidae
Exons: 2
Coding region: 167-1954 (595 amino acids)
Source: RefSeq, a predicted model, not a curated record
GGACAACUCAUGCAGAUAUCUCGGGGUCUUCAUUUUUCUAUAUAUAGUUUCACUCAUAUAUUUCUAUAUCACUGUGUCAAACGAUACUACAAUUCCAUCCAACAAAAAUAUCGUUCAAAUCAUACAGAGGGACCAACAAUCCAGCAACCCGAAAUUGAAAGGAAACAUGAGUUUAGAACAAGAAAAAUACGAGAACAUUAAAAAGUCAACUCUUUUAUCUAUUUUAAAAAGUGGUCGAACAAUGCAAACUGAUUAUGUUAAUCAUUUACUCAGAAAUUCGGGCAACUUCAAUGCGACAGUUCAAGAUGAAGCGAAGAGUCAACAUUCAAAAUCUACACUUUCCUCCUUCUUUUUAACACAUACAGAAUCGACGAAGGCCAUUAGAUAUGAUCACAAUGUUGACUUUAAAAAUGAGAAAAUUAACAGUACAGAUAAUAAUUACAACGUAUUAAGAAAUGCGAGCAGACGUGGUGAAAGAUCAUUGCAAACGUUUGUUCAACCCUAUCAAACAAAAUCUGCAUGUGUUUUUCAUUUUGACAGGGACAGUUUUCUUCAAGCAAAAGAAAAACUGUCAGAACCGCAAUCUUUUUACUUGUUCUAUAUUAACGUAGAAGGAAACCCUUUCACAAACGUUUCAAACACAGAACGUGACGAUUUGUUACACUGGCAAUGUAUAGUGAAAGGUGAAAAAUAUAUUGUCCAACUGCCAGUCGACUUUGACCUGAUUACGUUUUAUUUACUGCUUGCAGACAAAGAAGAAACAGUUUUGGGUUUAACAUUACUUUAUAAUAAAUCUAAUUGCAUUGAAAAUUUCGACGAUGGAAAGCAACCCAUUCGAAUUUUGUUAUGGAAUGAACUUUUUGAAAAUAACACAGGUUUCUGUCUUUGUAAUAGAAACUACAAAGAAGAAAAAGGGCGGUUUUGGAUGUAUGCUAUUACAACUAUAUGGAUUGGGUUCGAUUUGACUUGUUCAGAAAUAAUUAGUGAAACCGGGAUUCUUGAAUAUCCAUUCACGAAAGAAGAUUUACCAUUAAUUUAUCCAAUUUUUUGUUACCUCCUGUCUUUGCAAUUCGUAUGGUUCCUUGUGUUUAUUGUGAAUUAUAUUUGCAUGUGUUUUGUCUUUUUGAUAUCAUACUUUAUAUGUUUUCGUUCUGUUAUUUCCCAUUUUACGGUCUUAUUUAGAUCGUUUACAUAUAUAUUCUUUGUGGCACUGCCAAUUAGAGUGGAUAUCAUGCAAUUCACGUUGGUAUUAGGCAGUAUAAUUGUAUAUAUCUCAAAUUACAUAUGCGAAAUCAUAAAUAUGAAUGAAGAGAUUCUAGAGCAUAUAUUUAAACUGAAAAGAGAAAAGAAAGAGAGAAAACAAUCUUCUGAUACAACCAUUCCUAAAGAAGCAUCACCAAAACAAAGCAGCAAGGGGUUUUUAGCCAAAAUAACAACACCCUUUUCCUCCAAAAACAAAGAUAAAAAGAAGUCCGGAAAUCCUGUUAUGUUUGAAUCUCAGAACAAAGGUAAUAAAAUACAUUCAGAUGAAUGUGCUUCUUCCUCUUCUUUUUCUACAAGCAUAGAAACUAAGCAAGGUGAAUUUGUAAAUGAAGAGGAAUUUGACGCCGUAUAUGAACAACUUUUAUUUGUUAACAAAUGGCUUUAUUUUCUGUGUGUAAAAUCAAUUGUUGUAAUCGUGUACUUCGUUAUAAUUGUUAAUAGUUUUCUUUUCGAUAGAAAAUCUAUGAACGCACCUGAUUGUCGUGAUAUAUUAAGCAUUAUAUUAGUAAUCAUUGGACCAUAUGCCAUUUCCUUUUUUUUGAAAGGAAACAAACACAACUUUUUAAACACUGAACACAAAUCUGAAAUAAGAACUGCAUAUGAUUUUUAUUUAUCAAAUUUGGGAAACACAAAAACAAAAAAAGAAUCUGAAUCAAGAAGAACCGAAUCUCUCAUGAACAUAAAAAAGUAA